AUGGAGGAUGAUGAUGAAUGUAGUGCACAUGAAACUAGUGUAGGGGUGAAUGAAUCUAAAGAAUCUCCACAGAAGAAAUUGAGGCAGUUAAAAUCAUCUGUUUGGAGGUAUUUCAAGAAGAUUAGUAGAAAUAAAAAUGAAGUGAAAAAAGCAAUAUGCAGAGGUUGUAAGGAACCAUAUAGGCAAGGUAACAUACAGUCGAGAAAGAUCGAUCAAUUGAUUUCCCGUGAAAAGCUUGUUGAAGCUAUUAUUGAGCAUGAUCUGCCAUUAUGUAUAUCCAGAAUUGGUAAUGCCAUCAAGGAACACUUCUAUUGUGGAUGUCCAGAAAGUGUAUUUCAGAGAGAAAGAAAAUUAAAACAAGUGUUGGCGAAGAUUCCUAAUCGAGUUUGCUUAACUUCUGAUUGCUGGACAACAGGAGUUGAAUUGGCUGCAACUAUAUAUGAUUGUUUGAAAGAGUGGGGAAUCGAUAGGAAGGUGUUCUCUAUCACUUUAGAUAAUGCCACUAACAAUGAUAGCAUGCAAACUAUUUUAAAAGGUCAUCUUGGUUUGCAAAAGAGUUUGUUAUGUGAUGGUGAGUUCUUUCAUGUACGUUGUUCUGCUCAUAUUCUAAAUUUGAUUGUCCAAGAAGGUUUAAAAGCAGCUAAUGAUGCCUUGUUUGGAAUUAGAGAAAGUGUGAAAUAUGUUAAAGGAUCAGAUGGUAGAAUGAGAAAGUUUGAUCAAUGUGUUAAGCAAGUUGGAAUUAGUACAAUUUUGGGUUUACGUUUGGAUGUGACAACUAGAUGGAACUCAACUUCAAGUUAUCCAACUUCCAAUUUGUACUUUAUGCAAGUUUGGAAAAUUGAAUGCUUGCUGAAGGAGAAUUCAAGUAAUUUAGAUGAAGUUAUUAAGGAAAUGGCUGUAAGAAUGUUUAAUAAGUUUCAGAAAUAUUGGAAUAGAUAUAGUUUGGUACUCUCAUUUGGAGCAAUUUUGGAUCCUCGCUUCAAGAUGCAACUUUUAGAACAUUGUGUCUCAAAGGUGAACUCUUUGGCAAAAGCGCAGGCUGCAACUAUAAAGUUAAAAUUAUACAAGCUCUAUGAACAAUAUGCAAAUAAUCAAAUAGGGGCAACUGCUCCUACUACUUGGUCCAAACCAAUUGAAGAAGGAAGUCAAUCCAAACAAAAGAAGUUUACUUUCUUUGCGGAAUUUAAAGAGUUUGAGGGUACAUUAGUUUGCAUUGCUGGAAAGUCAGAAUUGGACCUUUAUUUGGAGGAAAAAAAGCUCGAUUAUCAGACUUUUCAUGAGAUGGAUGUUAUUAAGUAUUGGAAGGAUAAUGAAAAAAAUAUCCCGAUCUUUCGGUAA
Molecule: messenger RNA, 1338 nt
Organism: Solanum tuberosum (potato)
Lineage: Eukaryota; Viridiplantae; Streptophyta; Magnoliopsida; Solanales; Solanaceae
Product: zinc finger BED domain-containing protein RICESLEEPER 4-like
Exons: 6
Coding region: 1-1338 (445 amino acids)
Molecular function (GO): DNA binding
Source: RefSeq, a predicted model, not a curated record